AUGCAUGGGGGAAAUCAAUUGAAUGCUAAUCAGUUAUCCCUUGCGCCGAGCUUAGUUCGUUCCUUUAUAUCCAAUUUAGGAGGCUCCCGAAAUCACGAUGACGCGAAAGAGUCUCGAAAGCUCGCCCGAAAUGCCUCGCCUUCUCAAACCCCACCACGGUGGCAGACACCCUCACCGGAUACCCCGUCGCCACCCUCAGAAUUGUCGCCUGUAAAUGGUUCCGCGACAAGGGGACAGGGAAUUGGAUCGAGACCUGCAUCGACGAUCUUUUCGCGCAACCCUCCGCUUAUGACCCAGCCGGACGAUACCCCACCAGAGCUAUCGCCGAUCUUUUCCUUCCUUAAUAUCCACACUAACAAAGUCUACCACGAAGGAUACUUUUUGAAGCUCAAUGAUCAGGAUGCUUAUGGGCGACCGACAAAUGAUCGGCAAUGGACAGAAUGCUAUGCGCAAUUGGUGGGAACAGUUCUUUCUCUCUGGGAUGCUACUGCGCUGGACGCAGCUGGAGGGCAAAAUGUAACCCCGACCUUCAUUAACGUGGCAGACGCAUCAAUCAAAAUGAUUGAAACCCUGCCGAUCAAGAACGGGAGUGCACCGCCAUUGAACAACGUCCUGAGCUUGUGCUCCGCUGGCAAGAACCGAUAUCUCCUUCAUUUCAACUCUUUCCACUCGCUCUGCCAAUGGACGGCCGCCGUUCGUCUUUCAAUGUAUGAACACACCUCUUUGUACGAAGCCUACACCGGUGCCCUCAUCGCGGGCAAGGGUAAGUAUUUGAACUCGAUUUCAGCUAUCCUAGCUCCGGCGAAGUUCCGACACGAAGACUGGGCGCGCGUGCGAUUUGGGGCAGGAAGCCCAUGGAGACGAUGCUGGUUCGUGAUCAACCCACCAGAUGAUAAGGAAAUCGCUAGGGCUCGCAAGGCGAUGAAGAAAUCAGCGUACGAUCGUCUGUCCAUACCUAUCACCGGUAAUAUCCAGUUCUUCGAGACUUCGAAGACCAGAAAAGUUACACCAAUCGCGACGGUCAGCCACGUCUACUCAGCAUAUGCGAUCUAUCCCCAAUCCAAGGCCCUCAUGGAUCAAUCAUCCCUUUUGAAAAUGGAAGGCCGAAUCACGAUGCAUGGACAAAAUCAGAAGAAACCGACCUCGACCACUACGGAGGGUUUUGUUUUUGUCAUGCCAGAACUGCACGCGGCGGUCACUGGAUUAGAAGUCAUGCUUCGAUUCCUUUUCCCAACAUUCGAUACCUUUAAUUUAUACGGUCGCCCGACUCGUCUCGUGGCUGAGACUAAUCACGUUAAAAGCAUCAUGUUCGCAUUCCCACAGGAUCGUCGUUUCGGGUAUCUAGAAUUAAUGGACAUCACCAAUUUGCUCCAGACUCCUGGAAGUCAAGAUUGGAGUGAAGCCGAGUGGAGGCGGCAGUUGAAGGAAGCGACACAAAAGAGGGUUUCAACGGGACGCAGCAGAACCAACAGUGUCAAUAGCAGCCAACAGCGAUAUCGCUCUAGUGUCUCUAUCAACAACGUUAACUCUCCCGCAAUUGGGUCUCCACGCCGCCAGCUUCCUCCGCUACACAAUCCGGAAUUCAAUCGAUCUUCUGAUGCGGUCGUUCGCGACAUUCCUAAGAGUGAACCUCCCCCAUACCAUGCUCGUGGAAUGUCGGACACGGGAAUUACGCAGAACGGGCCUAGACCGGGCUAUGCAUCCCUCAAUAACAGCUCACCUGACUCGUCCGCCCAAGAUUUUGUGCAACGUGACAGACAGGCCGCUCUCGCGCGCCCCAUCAUGGAGAGUUCUGAGAUUGAACACGGAGAGCAGCUUCCUCCACGCACGCCUCCUUCACCUGUCGCAAGCCCGCCAGCCUUUUCACACGGCCCUCGUGAGAUGCCCACGAACCGUCCAUACGCAACUACAGAACAGCGAUUGGCCAACAACCGCAUGUCCCACGCAACGCUUACUCAGAUGACAUCUGUUGGUGCGAUGGCUGGAGCUGCAGCAGUCGCCUACCAUGAUCAUUCAUCCAAUAGCAGCAUUGAUCGACAACCUCAAGCUUACAAUGAGGCCUCUCAGAUAUCUAGCAAUACACCUUCUGCGCAAUUUAUGAAUACCAGAAGCUCACAGAGCUCACAGCCGGCUAGAGUUUCUAGUAACGAAGAGAUACGUCUUGACAUGGCUAUGCGAGCUUCGCUAAAUACAAACGACCGGCCUCCAACACCUAGCACUACCAGCACCCCGUCGCCUCAACGAAAUCUUCCACUUGAUUCAACAAGGUCAGUCAAGCGCAAACCGCUUCCUCAAAGACAAAUAUUUGGAUACGAAGACCCAAAUGGAGGUGAGCCGAGUCUGGAGGAUCUUCGCCACACCUUGGAUGAGGAUGCACUCAACCGAAUCGCGCCUCAUUUACCAUCUCCUGUGUCUCGUACCGGAAACGAAGACGAAAGUGUUUACGACGAUGCAGCCUCUACAGUCUCCCCUGAUUAUGCAAGCACUCGAGAGUCGCUUUACAGCAAGGCGUCUCAAAAGUCUACCAAACGAAUGGGUGUAAAGAAGACCGUGGGAGAACCCACCAGAAACGACCUUGUCAUCGGAGACGCUCGUUAUUCUACCGCCGAAUCUAAAGAGCAUAACCCCGACAUUCCGAACGUCGAUUUUGGACCAACAAUGACUUACAUGCCAACUACCGGACGCCCAACCACAGCUGAAGCCUUGCGGCAAGCAUCUCACCAACGGAGUGACUCAGAAGCGGAGCGAUACAGACUUUCUGUCCCAACAGGUGCCAUGGAUAAUGGACACCAUCGGGCAACCGGCCAGGAGGAUCAGAGACGGAGUAUGUUAUGGCAGCCAGGAAUGGCUUCCAACCGUCCUACCACCCCUGGAGGAGGUUUGACCCCGGAACAGUAUGUCCAGCAACGCGCAGCACCUAGUCCUCCAAUGCAUAUGCACCACCGAUCAUCAUCUAACAACACUCCACCACCACAGCGUCCCAUCUCUGGAGACUGGGCACACCAUGCCCGUUCUGGCUCCCGCAUGAACAACCACCCAGAUCCCAACUACCGCCCUUCCUCACGCGGUACCAGCCCGAUGUUGAAUUACGACGUUUCAAAUCAUCUCUCUGCUCGUGAACAAGAACAUGUUGCACGAAUGACCAACUCCACUUUCUUCAAUAUGUCUCAAGAUACCCGUAGACCUCAAGUUCCCGUCCAACCAGGGGGUCUUGUAUCCACCAUUGAUGCUCGCGAGCGAGAGAAGCGUGAGAUGAGAGAGGGAAUGUCAAACAAUAUGGUUCAACAUGCAAUUGCUCGGCGCCAGCACCAUAUGAUGAACCAACAACACAAUGAUCCUCGAUAUGCUCCAGGCCCGGUCUAUCCACCCCAAGCCCCAUUCCGCCAGGAGGCCAUGUACAACAUGCCCGGCGCAAACCGUACAUGGGAUGCAGUCCAUCAAAUGAACCGCCCCGAUGAGACCCGUCGUUCGUCCUGGUAUGGCCAGCUUGCCCAAGCACCUCAAACCCCACCAAACUACCAACAAAGCCAAACCUAUGCCCACCAACACGGCCAAUACCCUGGCAACGUCAACAUGCAUUACUAG
Messenger RNA from Penicillium angulare, 3585 nucleotides. RefSeq lists its product as uncharacterized. The record is from RefSeq and is a predicted model, not a curated record. NCBI's taxonomy places the organism in Eukaryota, Fungi, Ascomycota, Eurotiomycetes, Eurotiales, Aspergillaceae. The transcript is spliced from 3 exons. The coding region runs from base 1 to 3585 and encodes 1194 amino acids.